Purpureocillium lilacinum is the source of this 912-nucleotide messenger RNA. Its product is annotated as N-terminal acetyltransferase. The record is from RefSeq and is a predicted model, not a curated record. Gene Ontology annotation, molecular function: acetyltransferase activity. NCBI's taxonomy places the organism in Eukaryota, Fungi, Ascomycota, Sordariomycetes, Hypocreales, Ophiocordycipitaceae.
AUGGCUGCUGCUCCUGCUCCCGCCCUGACGGACGAGCAGCUCGAGCGCUACCUCGCGCACGUCGGGUACCCGCGCGAGAGGCACGCCGCCGACCCGCUCGCGCUCGUGACGGAGCUCAUGGCGCGGCAGAUCUCGCGCGUGCCCUUCGAGUCCUUUGCGCUGCACUACUCGCAGCAGCGCGUCGUGUCGCUGGACCUCGACGCCCUGUUUGACAAGAUUGUCGUGCGCCGCAGGGGCGGCUACUGCAUGGAGCUCAACGGCUUCUUUGCCGCGGUGCUGCGCCGCCUGGGGUUCACGGUGCUUAAUGUCGGGGCGCGGGUGCAGGUCGGCGGCGGCGUGUACUCGGGCUGGACGCACAUGAUCAACCUCGUCACCAUCGCCGGUCAGCGAUACGCCGUCGACGUCGGCUUCGGGCGCGACGAGGCCCUCAUCCCCCUGCCGCUCCAGCACGGCUUCGAGUUCACGCAGGUGCACCCGCAGCGCGGACGGCUCGAGCACCGCGCCCUCGCGCAGCACACGGACCCCGCGCAGCGGCUGUGGGUGUACUCGUCGCAGGCGGCGCCGGGCGCGGAAUGGGUCGAGCGCAACGCCUUCAGCGAAGUGGAGUGGUUCGCCGAGGACUACCGCGUGAGCAACUACCACACCAUGUUCAACCCGACGAGCUUCUUUGUUCAAAACGUGCUGGCGUUCCGCGGGGUGUUGAACGAGGAGUCGGGCCGCGUCGAGGGGCUGCUGACGCUGUUUCGCGACACGGUUAAGCGGCAAAUGGCGGGCGAUGGUGAGGCCGAGGUGGUGGAGACGCUCAAGUCGGAGGAGGAGCGGGUCAAGGCGCUGAACAAGUAUUUUGGUGUUGAGCUGACGCCGCAGGAGCAGAGGGGCAUACGGGGACUGCCGAGUGAGCUGCGUGGGUGA